Molecule: messenger RNA, 4269 nt
Organism: Brassica rapa (field mustard)
Lineage: Eukaryota; Viridiplantae; Streptophyta; Magnoliopsida; Brassicales; Brassicaceae
Product: putative FBD-associated F-box protein At5g56430
Molecular function (GO): protein binding
Source: RefSeq, a predicted model, not a curated record
CUACAUUUGGAGAGAACGGAAUGAGAGACUCCACAACCAUGUUUCAAAGCCGGUUGAGCAUAUUGCUAGACUGGUAGACAAUAACGUCUACGCGUUAUUACUUAAGGCCAAGGUUGCAAGGUCUGAUGCAAAAGUGGUUUGGAGCUCAUGAUACUUAGUUUGGCUGUUUACUCACAUUAUUCAGUUGUAACCACAUAGGCUUGUACAUAUAUUCUUUCUUGUAUGAUCAAUAAAUUUGAAAUUUCAUAAAAAAAAAAAAUAACAAAAAAUCAUUGGUCUGGUAUCAUCAUAGCUCUACAAUAUUAUUUGGUAAGUUAAGUUUUUAUAUGUUGCGUUCAUUAAGAACUUAGUUUGAUGGUCAAUUAAAAAGAUACUAGUCUUUAAUAAAUUAAAAUAUUACAUGUAAUUGACUUAUUCGUAUGCUCCUUAUACGGUUCAAGUAAUAUUUCCUUUUCAGUUCCUCCUCCUUGGUUGGCGGAUUAUUUGUAUGCUCCUUAUACGGUUUAAGUAAUAAAGUUAUCAAUACUAUUAAAUUAGGAUCAUGACCCAUUGAUAUAUGUUGUGUCCAACUAUUUAGUCUUGGUGUAUUAGGCACUGGAUCCACCUAUCAAUAUAUAUUCUGUUCGUAUAUUUGUUCACUUUUUGAUAAUAUACGAGAUUUUAUUUCCUCAGUAAGCGGAAUCCACCCCCACUACUCCGGAUACAUAGUGACGGUUACAAUAUAUAUAAAUGAAUAUACAUAACACAUAGGUUUACCAGGUUUAUAAGUUAUAUGCAGUUUGUACAAACCCAAAUUUAAUAAAUGGAUAUAAGUACGAGGCCUGUAAAUUAUAUGGAGUUUUUACAAACCCAAAGUAAAUAUAUAUGUUUUCAAAUACACUGUUCGAUCACAUUAUUAUUUAGGGAUAAAUACAUGUGAUGUUUCAAAAUAUAUUUACUGAUGUUACAUUUUCAUAAAUAAUAUUCCAUCACAAAAAAAUAACGGAAACUUGGACAAUGAUAAAUUUUAUCCGCCCUUUGAAAUUCCAUCACAUAUUAUAUUUUCUUAUUAAUGUAGUUACGAUUAUAUUUAUUACUCGUGAAAUGGAUUAUUAAUGACAUUAAAUUUUUAUAAGUGGACUUUGAAUAGAAAUUAAUAUUCAUAUAAACUCAUUUAGUUUAACAGGUUCUAAAUAGGCUAUUCGACUAAAAAUAUUUAUUAAAUGUGAUUUAAUUUAAAGUUAGUGAAGACCAUAUUAACUCAUUUACAUAUAUAUAUAUAUAUAUAUAUAUAAUAGAAAUAUUAAAAAUUAAAAUUUUCAAACAUUUUUAAAAAAAGUUAUUCGGUUUUCGGUGCGGGUUGGAUUUGAUAUUAGUAUUCGGAUAUAACAGUAUAAGAGCCAUUCGAGUAUAUAGGCCAGGUCUAACAGAGUAUGAGAUUUUGAUUUUUGGGUCGAUUCCAAGUCGGUUUUUUGGAUAAAUAUUCUUGACUAAUUUUGUUAUGUAACUAUUAAGAAAAUAUAAUAUGUUGCAAAUUUUAGGAAUAAACUUUUAAAAUAACUUCUAAAAUGCAUAUGAGACAAGUGUAUAAAUUAAAUUAAUAUUAAACAUGAUAUGAUUACAAAAUAACACAAAUAUAAAAAUUAAAUUUUUCAAAAAAUUAAAACAAAAAAUAUACCCGUCCUUUAAAGGACGGGUCAGAAUCUAGUGUGUUGUUAAAAAAACUUCCUAAUUCUUUAUUUUUAAUGGAGUAGAUGACAUUCUUCUGGGCAAGCCUUUGGGCCGGCCCAUUUUCUGUUCUGUAAUAACAAAAACGAAAAAUCUUGUUAGGUAAAACUUGAUUAGGGUUUGAAUAUAUAGCUUAUAUCAUUGUGACUCAAUAUUGUUCCGUUCACAGAUUUUUAUAGGAGAAGCAUAUUAUCUGGUUGAAUAUGGGAAAUAUCAAUGAGUUAUGUGACGAUUUGCUGGUGAAGAUUUUGCUACAAAUCCCGACAGAAGAGGUUGUCGCGACGUCGCUUUUGUCCAGACGAUGGCGUUCCGUCUGGAAACUCGUUCCAAAGCUUGAUUUUCGUGACUAUUCAUACAAAUAUCACGCCACAUCCGCCGUGCCUUCAGAGUUCAUCGACCAGUUCUUGGAGCGAAACGUAGCCCCUGCUCUAGAAACUCUCCAUCUCAACCUUUAUCAUCUCCGAGAUUACUCCCCUGAAUCCUUCGAAAAAUGGGUUAACGUCGCGGUUGCUCGCAACGUUCUCGAUCUUAACCUUCUCUACUGCCUUCACUGCCGUUACCCUAUACGCUUUCCCACGAGCCUGUACACGCACGAAACCCUAGUGGUGUUACGCCUCCGAGGAACGAUCAUCGACGACGUUCCUUCGAAAACACGUCUCCGGAGCCUCAAGACCUUGUCUCUUCGAGAUAUAAGCUUCUCUAGCGAUCAAACCGUUGAUAGGUUUUUGUCUUGCUUCCCUGUUCUCGAAACAUUGGUCGUACGUGGGUGGAUAGCCAGCAACGUGAAGACGUAUUCGAUUCGCGUGGCGUCGCUGCGGAGCUUGGACGUGGAGGAGUUAGUAGGUGGUUAUGCUGAUCCGAGAUAUGAUCAUGGAUACGUGAUCGACGCUCCUCGUUUGAAGUUUUUGCAUAUGGUUGACCAUUUUAGCGGGUUUUGUUCGUUGGUGAACGUCCCUGAGGAACUGGAAGCGGAGAUCCAUCUUAGGUUUUGUGAUUCUGACAAGCUUCUGGGAUCUCUUACCUCAGCGAAACAGCUUUCCUUGUGUUUAAAACCACAAAUGGAUUCAUGUCUAAAAGGCGACUUUGAUCAGCUCGUGUUUCUAGAGCUUUGUGUCAUGUGCUCCUUAGAUUGGUUGAAUGUUAUCCUCAAACAUUCUCCUAAACUCCGAGCUCUCAGGCUCUCGAGAACGAGACACAGCUGCCAGAAUUCUAGAAAUGUCCGAACUAACUGGGAGCGACCGAUUUGUAUUCCUGAAUGUUUGACGUCCAGUCUCGAAACUGUGGAGUGGAUUGCAUAUGAAGGAACAGAAGAAGAGGAAAAUGUGGUGAAGUAUUUGUUAGAGAAUGGGAACCUUUGCUUUAAAAAGCGUUGGCGCAAGGCUGUUUAUGGCAAGUUCAGUUAUGAAAUUCUUAGAUUGGGGCGAGGCUAGCUCAGGCGACGGAGAUACCACCUUUGUGCACUUUUGAAGAUCAAAGCGAGUGGCACAAAAAGCGCAAGAGACCAUAGCCUUUUUUUUAAUUCUCAAAUAAACCCUGCUUUUUAAUUUAAGGUUUGCACCUCACUUUUUAAUUCAGUUUUAUUUUUAAGAGUCUAGUACAGUAUGUCUCUUUGCCUUUAAAUCUCUUCUUUUUCAACAUAAUAUGUUCUCAUCUGAUUCUAUCUCUUUCAUACAUACAUACUAUUGUGUAGUGAGAUUAACUCUGGUCUCUGUCACUUAAUUAAAUAUGCAUGACUUGAAGAAAAUGAAGAAGCAUAGUAGUAUAUAUAAUUUUAUUCCGUAAUACGAAUCCACUUUAAAGGUAACAAUUUUCGGGCUCAAAUUCCGUACUGAACAUUUUUCUGUUUUUUUUUAAAUCAAAAUAACUUUGUUUAAUUUCUGACUAACUUAUGUUAUGGUCAAUAUCGAUGUGGGUAUAUUAAAAAAAUCAGAUUAUUUUUCAAAUUAUAACCGAAUUGAUAUCGCAUUUAGCACUGACCAUUUAUUUGGAUCGUAUUUAAUACAACUGAAACUGUUAAACUCAAAAUAGACUCUUUUCUGUUAACAAAUAUCAUCCAUUGUCAUGAGAUUCUUCUUUCUAAAAUAAAUUAUUAGUUAGCUAAUUAUAUAUUGCUUUAGAUAUCACUAUCUAUCAAAAUAAGUUUUUAGCAUAUCAUACAAAUCCUAGGUAAAUAUUUUUAGCUAAUUAAAAGAGUGAAGAAGUCUGUUCAGAGCAUCUCCAAUGUAUAACUCCAUUUUUUCCUCCAAAAUAGAGUAAAAGUGAAAUUGGAGUAAAAUUGCUUCAACCCUACUAUAUUUUCUACUCCAUAAUGGAGUGAUGAACAAACUAAAAAUAGAUUACUCCAUUUAUAAAGUAAAUUUCAUUAUGGAGUGAGAUAUGAAGUUGAGUUGGAGCAUUACUUAUUUCAUAUUUAUUUUUACUCCAUUCUAAAAAACAAAAAUGGAGUACGGAUGGAAAUACCUUCAGUAAAAAAUUAUAUUGUGGAUGACAAAAAAAAAACAAAAAAAAAAUUAUAUUGUGUAGAGUAAUAAAACAACUACCACUAAUCAGCUUUGAUUGAUU